AUGAAUCCAGCUUUGUAUAUCAAUUUGAAAAAAUUAGUAAAAUUUAAAAUCCCCUUUAUGAUAACACCCGAAGAUGAUAAUCGUUUGGAUGCCUUUGUACCGUUGACGAAAUUACGCAAAGCCUCGGUAUAUAAAUUGAAAAUAAUACCGGAAAAUUUAACCGAUGAAUAUACCGUAUUUAUACGCGGUGAACGUAAAGCCGACACGUUUUUGGACGAUGUCAUCAAACACUUUGAAACCUAUCUGUACGAAGGUCACACUCUCUAUCCGGCCCGUUUGCGUAAUAGUAAAAUACAAAGUAUUACAUCGGGUCUGACAAUUGCUAAAGUUCCGACACAUGGUAGUUUACGUUUUCCCGAUGAUAAGGAAAUGAAAAAUGAACCCAAGACCCAAGUUGAAACAUUUUCAUCGACAGAAAUUCAUCAUAACACCCAAGCUGAAAUAUUGCCCGUCAAUGCUAGCAGUACUGCUAGCAUUCCGGCGCAAAAUGCAAUAUUAAAUCCUCGAACUACGAAUGUGUUGCAGAGAACAAAUACGAAAAUUGAAAUGGGUAUUCAUUCACAAGUUUUGAUAUCGGCCGGAAUGAUGGGUCAGCUAUAUUUUGAAGUAACCAAUACGGGGUGUGAUAGUAUCCUCUAUAAUAUUCAGGUGGUGGAUGAAAAGCGUUAUCUGAUGCGAUUGGCACCACAGAGCCUUUUCCUAAGUCCAGGUCAAAUGACCACCGUCACAGUAACCGUGUUGGCACCCCAAGGUACUGAGGCAGGUACUGUGGAUCACAUAACAUUUUCGACAACUGGAGUGGGACAAACCACAUCGUUAUCAUUGAAUCUUAAAGUUGUCACCGCAUCGGAUAUACAGGACAACUCUGCACCCGAGCUCUCUUGGACCUUUGGCAGCCGCUGUGAUGGUAUCUCCACGUCGGAUGCCAUCGAAUGUAGCGAACGUUUUUGGAGUUUAUAUGUAACGGCGCGGGAUUGGCAAACGGGUGUGAUGCGACUGCAGUCCAAUCCUACUGGAGGUCUAAUGUACACCAACUCCUAUGUGAUUGGCAGCAAUGAACCGUUGAAGACUACCUAUAUAGCAAGUUGUUGUGAACCCAAAGUUAGCCUUGUGGCUUAUGAUGUUGUCGGUAAUCAAAAAUCCUAUAGCAUUGAUGUACGAGACUUGGUCUUGAAUGAAGCUUCGAUUGCGGCAAUUACCUUGGGUGUCAUUCUGCUACUGAUUUUAUUAAUAUUGAUCAUUUGGUCUAUUGUUUGGUGUUGUCGUCGCCGUAAGAUUGUUUUGGAUAUGCCCACCUAUCGUUCACAUUCUACACGUAGUAUG
This is a messenger RNA of Musca vetustissima, 1323 nucleotides long. RefSeq lists its product as uncharacterized. The annotation marks the transcript as partial. Lineage: Eukaryota; Metazoa; Arthropoda; Insecta; Diptera; Muscidae. The record is from RefSeq and is a predicted model, not a curated record. The transcript is spliced from 5 exons.